Messenger RNA from Aplysia californica (California sea hare), 2144 nucleotides. Its product is annotated as histone-lysine N-methyltransferase, H3 lysine-36 specific-like. Gene Ontology annotation, biological process: regulation of DNA-templated transcription. Gene Ontology annotation, cellular component: nucleus; chromatin. The record is from RefSeq and is a predicted model, not a curated record. The transcript has 8 exons. NCBI's taxonomy places the organism in Eukaryota, Metazoa, Mollusca, Gastropoda, Aplysiida, Aplysiidae. Bases 114 to 2045 code for a protein of 643 amino acids. Gene Ontology annotation, molecular function: histone H3K36 methyltransferase activity.
AACCAGUAAUCAGUCAGCUCUCUGGCCAACCAUAUUACGAGCCGCAAGUCGAGACAGAUUUAUAAUUUCCGAGGGGAACAGAGUGUUUUUGGGUAGGCUACUGAACCAAAGAAAUGAUGUCUUCUGACAAAGAAAGUAAAGGAGGAAAUACGUCUGAUGACAACACCCCGACCAAGCGUCACAGCCCAAGAUGUGUUCCUGUCCACCCGAAAGAGUUCCCAGCCAAAGCGCAGCUGGAGAAAUUGUUUGUUGAGAAUACCGUCGCCAUGGAGCCAGACGUCCCUCGCCGAUGGCUGGAGGGGGAUAUGUUGUGGGGGAAGAUCAAAGGAUAUCCUUACUGGCCAUGUAUGGUGUCGAAGGAUCCAUUCUCAAAACUUUCUGCAAAACCUACAGGGCCAAUGAAAGCUUUCUGGAGCUACCACGUCCAAUUCUUUGGUGCUGAUGCAGAAAGAAGUUGGGUCAAUGAAGCUUCUGUACUAGUCUUUGAGGGUCGAGAGAAAUUUCUGGAAAUUGUUCAGUUUGGAUUGGAGAGUCCUUCUAAGAACUGUAAGAACCCAGAUUGUUUCAGAAUUAGCACAGCGUGGUUCCCGAUGUGGAACAUGGCUGUGGCUGAGGCAGAGGCAGCUUUCAAACUGUCUCGUGUGGAGAGGGUGGAGCAGUAUGCCUUCAAGUAUAUUGUGAUCCAAGGAGAUAAGGAGAGACCAGUGGACAAACUGUUGAAGGCAAUAUGGCGGCGGUGUGGCAUGAAACACACAGAUAAUGACCAGAACAUAAGCGAGGGUGCUGGAAGCGAUAGUGAUAGUGACGGAGAUGAGUUUGGGUAUAGAGAGAGAAAGCAAAGAGCUGUUUACGAUUCUGAUGACUUCUACAGUUCAGACGAGGAAUCGUCCUGUGAGGCAAAACGUUGGAGGGUGCCUGUCAUCAUCACCGUGAGAGAAGGUCAGUUUGACGUAUUUCUGUCGACGCAUACCCGCCACAUACAGUCGGCUCACGCAGCAUGGAGUUCAGCAGACGUGAAAGAACAUCUGCGACAACAGUGGUGUUUGAUGUCUCGUCUGCAGCGGAGCAGGUAUGUGUCUCGACAUCAGAAGCCUGUGAGACGAGAGGUGCGGCGGUACAGACAACAGUCAGUGGAGAUCUUAGAAGACACUGGUGUAUUGGACCCCUUGACCCUUGACCUCUGUGUCCUGAAACUGUCUAUGACCUCUGUACUUUCUGCCACUGACCUGCCCAUCUGUGUGGUGUGUGCGGGCAAGGAUGAUGUGCUGGAGUGUGAGGGUCUGUGUGGGGUGUUUCUUCAUGCGAGAUGUUCCCGAAGUGGGGAUGGAUCUGUGAGGUGCUGCUACUGUGACUCUGACAGUCCAGUGUGUUUUUGCUGUCAAGCAUCCGAUGUUAAUCUAAAACAGUGCGAUGACCAAAGCUGUGUCAAAUGGUACCACGAGGAAUGUGUUCAGACCCUGAGACACACGCGUGCUAGACAAGGCAGCUUCGCAUGUCCACGACACUUAUGUCACUCUUGUGAAGUGAGCUGCUCAGAGAAAAACCAAGUGUCCAUUGACCUCUGCCAAUGUGUGCACUGCCCCGCUGCCUACCACGCCACUGACCACUGUGUGCCGGCCGGCAGCCGACUGCUGACCAAACGCCUACUGAUUUGUCCAAGGCACUUCAAGCCUAGCAAGAAACAGUCACAACACUCCAGCGUGCAUGUGAAGAAAUGCCUCAGCUGUGGUCAAGGAGGUGAACUCCUGUCCUGCUGUGAGUGUCCUGCGGCAUAUCACGUUGACUGUGUGAGUGCUGUAGGUGGUACAGUGACCUGUAGCCUUGACUGCAGGCACUGGCAGUGUGUUCAGUGUGUCACGGGGCUGCAGAUCCUGUAUGGAGAGAUUGUCUGGGCAAAGCUAGGCAACUACAGAUGGUGGGCAUGUGAGGUCUGCCACCCUGGAUACGUCCCACAGAGGGUCAGGAAGAAGACCCCAGUGGUUGGAGAGUUUCCAGUUCGGUUCUUUGGUUCACAGGAUUUUGCCUGGUUGCACAGGGGCAGGUAAGCAGUGUUUACACGAAGGAUAUACUCUCUUCUACUUAGCCAACUAGUAGGUGGGUCAAUCAUAGGUCUUUAGCUUAUGCCAGAAAGAGACAGGGGAGAG